ACAAUAACUAUUAAAAACUUUAAUUAUUAAGAUUUCAAUUUUACUUGUAUUGUAAAGAACUUAUUCAUACCAUCCAUUCAUUCAUUCGUUCAUUUCUCCCUCCCUGCACCCGUUUCCCCCGUUACGAAGCGAAUUUCGAUAUAAUUCACUAUGGAGCUUUCUGCUGAGGGUAAAACUCCUGAGUACAUGGCUCUUGCAGGCAUCAAGUUCAAGCUGUCUUUACCUGAACUUAAAGAUGAUCCUAAGCUGAAAGAACAAUUACUGCAAGGUAUCAAAGCCGGUCACAUGGCUCCUUACUAUAAAGAAGUGUGCACGGAUCUGGGGUGGAAUUUUGAUCAGAAGUUAUAUGAUGAGAUGGCAAAAGAGAAUCAAGAUAGGUUAUCUAAGUUCGAAGAAGAUGACUCGGAGACUCCAGUAUGGCAAGACAGACUGGACUACUUGUGUUCCAUUGGAGACAAGGAGGCAGCCACAGCUUUGGCCACAACAAAAUAUGAAGAUGCUACAUUGACCACUAACAGGCGCUUGGAUGCUAUUUUUGCUAUGUUUAGAAUUGCAUAUUUCCAUGGUUGCAAUGUUAAAGAGAUGGGGAAAGCUAUUAAUAAGGCUCAUGAGCUCGUAGAUAAAGGUGGUGAUUGGCGUUCAAGGAACAAACUGAAGGCAUAUGAAGCUAUCUAUUGCCUUGCUGUCAGAGAUUACAGUCAUGCUGCCGACUUGUUCAUUGAUUGUGUUUCUACUUUUGAAUCAUACGAAUUGGUUGACUUUGGUACAAUAAUUCAGUAUUGCGUACUAGCCUGUGCGUUGGCGUUGGAGCGUCACGCGCUGCAGGCGGCGUUGAGGCGACAGGGGGCGGCAGUGCAGGCGCUGCGCUCGCGCUUCCCCGAGCUAAGGGAGUUGGUUGAGUCCCUGCAUGAGUGCCGAUAUGCUGACUUCAUGAAGAGUCUUGCUUGGGUGGAAACUCAGAUCUGCGUAGACCCCGUGUUCCGGCCUCACUACCAACAUUACGUGCGUGAGGCGCGCAUCAAAGCGUACGUGCAACUCCUGCGCGCUUACCGCUCCCUCAGUCUGGACAACAUAGCCGACACUUUCGGAGUCACCCGGGAAUUCGUUGAAGAAGAGAUCUCUAACUUCACAGCCGCCGGGCGUCUGCAAUGCCGUAUCGACGCUGUAGCCGGCUGCGUGGUGACCGGCGCGGGCCGAGGCGCGGACGCCGACCGCUCGCAACUGUACCAGGCGACCAUACGCGAGGGGGAUCUUCUAUUGAAUCGCGUCAAAAAACUCGCGAGCGUCAUUAACUUCUAGGACCUAUGUGCUCCUGGUACUCUAACCAGAUUACGUAGUUGGUUUUGUCGCUUAUGAAUAGUUGAAGUAACAUUAGAUGUAGGUAGAUAAGGUACGUAGAUAUUGUACUGACUUAAAACCCUGGUAAAUAACGUUAAAAAUCCAUUAUUGUUAAGAACUAAGGUACAUUUUAGCUCUGGUAAUAUUUAUUUCGUCAGAAAAUGUAUCAGGGCUGUCAGUUAAACAAAUUCUGCACUCACAGCUUGCUGCUUACUUUUAUUUGCCAAGCUGUAUGAAUAACUAAUCGACUUUCUAAACAAACGGAAAUUCAUACGGUUUUCUUCAAUAUCUUGAGUGAUAUAAAUUAUAUUCGUUAACUACGUUGCCGAAUGUUACUUCAAUGUGUUUUGGCAGUUUCGAUUAUGUAAUAGAGCAAUUUAAAUAAAUGUUUCUUAUAUUAUCUACCUGAAUAAAAUUAUUUGUAUGAAAUUAUAA
Messenger RNA from Pectinophora gossypiella (pink bollworm), 1773 nucleotides. RefSeq names its product 26S proteasome non-ATPase regulatory subunit 6 (gene Rpn7). The coding region runs from base 151 to 1299 and encodes 382 amino acids. Gene Ontology annotation, biological process: proteasome-mediated ubiquitin-dependent protein catabolic process. The record is from RefSeq and is a predicted model, not a curated record. Lineage: Eukaryota; Metazoa; Arthropoda; Insecta; Lepidoptera; Gelechiidae. The transcript is spliced from 7 exons. Gene Ontology annotation, cellular component: proteasome regulatory particle.